UAUAUAUAUAUAUAUAUAUAUUUUAUUGUAAUAUUCCGACGAACCACGCGUGUGUUCGUUAUUAUCGACCUAACGGGUAAAUCAGGCUGAUAAGUCAGGCUGCUACUAUGACCUGGCUUAUUACUGCAUCAGUGCAUCUGCUACCAGUUACCUGUUCUGUUACCGCAGAGAACAGCUACAGCUAAACAGCUGUAUAUUUAAUAUAUCUAAUAAUCUAUAUCUAAUGUCAGUUCUUAGCUAAAAAGAACCACGUUUUCAGUACCGAGGUAGAAAGUUUAGGGACUGGUCGUGCAAAGAAUUAAAGUACAAACUCAAUUUCCAAAUGUGUAUUCGAAUUUUGCCGUUUUUCCGAACGUGAGAAUUUUACGUUACAAUGUGGAUGUGGAGAACGUCAGUUGUCACCGCGUCGGAUCGUAUAUUUCCCGGUCUGUCGUAUUACGAUCGAAAAAAGGAAUUUUAUGACAUAGGAAAUCAGAUACAAUCCAACUUACCACUCCAAAUGGCAUUGUAUUUUAAUGUGUGGGUGUAUCCCCUGUGGUUCUUUGUGAUACUUGUCAAUUUAGAUGCGAAAUACUAUUACUUGACGGACGUAUAUAAAUUUAUAACUGUAGCUGUAUUUAUUGUUAUAUCAAUAUUGGAAGGUAUACGACUUUACUUGGGGUAUCUUGGGAACUUAGUGGAGAAGAUUCCAGAAUUGGCGAGCUUCUGGCUGAUAUCAACCCUCAUACAUUUCCCUUUAGAGAUGUUCCUUCUUUUCGACAGCAAAACCAGACCUCAUCUUAGCGAAACGAUCACCAACGGUAUCAUGGCGUUUCUGCUCGUUACAGAAAUUAUAACAGCUACUGUAGCUUUAAAGAAGUCGGCAGAUCAUCAUGCUAAACGGUUUUAUGUCGCACAGUUAUAUGGGAUCGACAAUAGUGGACAUUAAUUAAUAUGUAUUUAUUUUAUUGGUUUCGAGAAUUGACAAUAUUAUACCUCUCAUGCACAAUGAGAGGAAUAAGGAACAAGAAAUUAAACAUAGGCCGGUAUUUAUAGUCGGAUAUUAAUGUCCACUAUCAUCACUGUGUAUGGGCUCUUAUAUAUUGCACUGAUAGUAUUAUUGCAUUAUUAACAUGCUAAAAGACUUAAUGUAACAUGAAUAACGAAUAUGUUACAUUUGAAUAAGAGCUGAUUUUUGUACUAGUAUAUAAGAAUUUAUGAUCUUUUAUACAUAAUAAACAUGC
Molecule: messenger RNA, 1223 nt
Organism: Temnothorax curvispinosus
Lineage: Eukaryota; Metazoa; Arthropoda; Insecta; Hymenoptera; Formicidae
Product: transmembrane protein 17B-like
Exons: 4
Coding region: 374-928 (184 amino acids)
Biological process (GO): non-motile cilium assembly
Cellular component (GO): ciliary transition zone
Source: RefSeq, a predicted model, not a curated record